Micropterus dolomieu (smallmouth bass) is the source of this 479-nucleotide messenger RNA. Its product is annotated as complement C3-like. The record is from RefSeq and is a predicted model, not a curated record. Gene Ontology annotation, cellular component: extracellular region. Lineage: Eukaryota; Metazoa; Chordata; Actinopteri; Centrarchiformes; Centrarchidae.
CCAGAAUGUGACGGUGGUUGCCACAGGAACAGGAGAAGCAACGGUCAAAAUGGUGUCGUUGUAUUACGCUCUGCCUAAAGAAAAGGAAAGUGACUGUCAGAAGUUUAACCUGUCUGUGCAGCUCAUCCCAGAGAAAAUGGAUGAGGAUGAGAAGACAUACAAGCUGAUAAUAUUGGUUUUGUAUAAGGACAAGGAGCGAGAUGCAACAAUGUCAAUCAUAGAUAUUGGCUUGUUAACUGGCUUCACCAUUAACAUAGAUGACCUGAACUUAUUGUCAAAAGGACAUGCCCGCACCAUUUCAAGGUAUGAGAUGAACACAGUCCUGUCAGAAAGAGGCUCACUCAUCGUAUACCUGGACAAGGUUUCUCACACACGACCAGAGGAGAUUGCUUUUAGGAUCCAUCAAACACAGAAAGUGGGCGUCUUACAACCAGCUGCUGUAUCUGUCUAUCAAUACUAUGACCAACAACACAUUAACC